GGCAAGUUCGUAUAGCGCAGAAUCGCCCGGGAGCUAUCCAUGUUGUUUAUGCGUGCUUUAGCGCGUCUAAAAUAGCCCUUACCGCUAGGGCAGUUCAUGGGAUGUAUUGGCCUAUCAUCCUGUGGACCGCACAAUCCGGUAGCUGUUUUGGUCCUUCUAUAGGUUCCCGGAAUCGGAUUAGAUCCCUAGAAUCCUGAUGGGAAUGAGAAACCCCUUGGAUAGCCCUUCUCAUGUUCAGAAUCUGUCGUUUUUGCAUUUUCGUGCUAAAGCUCCUCGUUAGCUUGCACUUUUCGAUCACGGGGACAAGCUCUAGUGCCGCGUCAAAUGUCACCUGUUUACCUUCGUAUAACUGGACCCACAAUGACUGUGAUCAAACGCCUUGUGAGGUCGCUGCUUGGCUUAUUUCCCAAUGUACCGACCAACAGAACACACACUACUUAGGGCCAACGUCUCCGCAAGAUACCAACGAAUGCGAAUGCAGUUCUGUUGUUUAUUCUCUUGUAUCUGCCUGUGCAGUAUGCCAGGAGAGGAAUUAUCUAUCAUGGGAUGCGUGGAAAGCGAACUGCUCUUCGGUCUAUUACUCUAUUUUUCCUAAAAACAUACCAAUCCAGACGACGGUUCCCGUAUGGGCAUAUGCCAACUAUUCAGACCUUGAUGAAUUCGAUGUUUUUACUGCUCAAAGUCUAGCAAGUGAAAAACAACCCGACUCGUCGUUUAUACCAGAGCCUACUACAUCAAAUAACCUUCAAGUACCUCAUCCGGCUAGUACCACAACGACAACUUCGAGUUCGACAACGACAACACCUACGGUUAUGACAACGUCUGCCGAUUCGCCUAGCCCCACGACAAACGAGAAGAACGUCGAAUCGGCAGCACGAAGCCGUACGAUCGGUAUUGUUAUCUGGGUUAUCGUGGGACUUGUGGCAAUCCUAGGAUUAAGCAUUUUGUCCGUCUAUCUCACGAGACGGUGGCGAAGAUAUCAAGAGAGGAAGCUCCUCACCCCGCGGUAUCACGCCGUGCAUUCUCGGGAAAAUUCUCAGCCUGAAGAGAUGAAAGAACUCGUGCGUACCACCGCAAGCUCAAGAAUAUCCAUUCCCAGCAUGAUUCCUUAUGUAUUCUUUUUACUGUGACACUUUGUGCACUUACCUACAAUGUUUCUGUUCCUAGCCUCCGAGCGACGCUGGUUCUGUAUUACAGCUGUCGCCUGCGGUGGAAUCAUCUACCUUUUAUACUUCACUUGAGGAGGGAGAUGUGACA
Messenger RNA from Desarmillaria tabescens, 1257 nucleotides. RefSeq lists its product as uncharacterized. The transcript is spliced from 9 exons. Bases 231 to 1130 code for a protein of 299 amino acids. The record is from RefSeq and is a predicted model, not a curated record. Lineage: Eukaryota; Fungi; Basidiomycota; Agaricomycetes; Agaricales; Physalacriaceae.